CAUGCAACUUGUUUUAUCGAUUGAGUAUUCAUUUUCGUUCAAAAAGUUCAAAAACACUCAAUUUACUUACUACAAAGCACUAGACAGUGUUUCCUUAAGAAGUUAUUAUAAACAUUUAUCAACAUUUAUAAACAUCAUCAUUUAAAUUCACAUAACAACCAACAACUUAUAAUGCUUAUUAAAAACCUUAUUACGAUCAUGCAACUUGUUUUAUCGAUUGAGUAUUCAUAUUCAUUCAAAAGAUUCAAACAGAAUCGAUUCACUUACUACAAAGCACCAGAUAGUGUUUUCUUGACGAAUCCCAAUAAUCACACAACAUCUUAUGGUAUUUAUUUAACUGGUGAAACAAUAACAAUGGACAUUCCAACAAGUGUAGUUAAUGUGUCCGACAUCGUCAAUUGGAAAGUAGUUUAUCUCAAAAAAGAUCGAUUGAUGUUCGUUCAUAAAAACAAACCUCAAAUUCUGAUUAAUCAAAAGACUAUCGAAGAUAUGGAAUAUUCUGGUAAAUUAACUGGUUCAAUAAUAGCUUUUGGUGACAAUGAAGCUCUUCAUGUUCCAACAAUAUUCAAUCCAAAUUUAACAGGACCGGUUCCUGAAUGGAAUUAUAUUGAAUUGUUGUAUUUCGAUGCUAAAAAUAAAAAGGUUUCUGUGAAGCGAUCCUUACCUUGGCUUAAGAAAGAUGAUUGGGAGUUUAUUAAAGAAUGGAAAAUGAUGGAUUAUAUUCAUUUCGACGAUAAAUUAUACCUUCUAAUCAAACGCAGUAUUUUGAAUGAAAAGACCAAAAAUGUUACUCAAGAGAUAUCAAUAAUACGAUUGUGUCUUGACAAAGGAAGUGAACUUAUUUCGAGUGCAAUUGAGAUUCGUUAUAAUCGACCAGAGUUUCAAACUAAUCAAAUUACUGGAGCUAUUUUCAUUUGCUUAACCUAUUACAAACCCGAAAAAAUAUUACUGUUAAUAACAAAAGAAGCUUCCAACAAGAGCUUGAUUCAUACUCGAUAUUUCAUCGAUCAUUUUGUUUCAUUGUUUGACAAAACUGGUCAAGAAUGUGCUUCAGGCGCUAAUAAUUACACUUUAAUGCGAUAUCAUUUACGAUCCGAAGUUCGUAGUUGCCAAAAAACUACUUAUAAAAAUUGUUCUUCUAAUCAGAAUACUGUACCUUCAGUUCAACUCAAUUUCGACCUAAUAUUAGAUUAUCAUUUAAUCUUUGGUGAUGCUGAUGGUAUUAUAGGAGAUCCAAUUCCACAAAUUGAAUAUGCUUACACUUCAAACCUCACUCAAACUCAUUUUUGCUACCAGAAAAGUGGCUGGGCACAGCAAUGUAUUAAAAAUCUCAAAAACUUCAAUACCAAUAGUUCAAUUCACAAUGUUGAAGCGUUCUUUUCUGGAUAUCCUAAUCCAGGAUUUGCUAAGUUUUUGUUGGCGUACAACAGUUUAAAUCUCAAUGAUUGUCGCCACUGUGGCCAAGCCAUUAAUAGAUACUUAACAUGUUUGAAAGAGGAUAACAUAACAUCGGUAGACGAUCUCCAACUUCAUACUUUUAUUAAUCACCGACCAAUAGGAUAUUUUCGAGUUACUAAAGAGACUAAUAAAAUAUUUACCAUUUCUACAUUUAAAAAUUAUUGUGAAGGAUAUAAAAGUUGCACUCAUUGUAUAAUGUAUGGUAUGAUUGAAAGCUGUAUUUGGUCCGAUUCAAUAUGUAAAAAGGACAUGAACAGUGUUAAACAAACUGUAGAUAUCUGCUUCAAAAUAGCUCGAAUUUCACCUUUGCUUUUCAACUCUUCAUCACCUGGAACUUUGACAAUUGGAUUUGAUAGACCACUAAACCUUAAUGACACUCAAGAGUAUUUAGAUAUCAAAGCUGGUCCACAUAAUCAUUGCACCAACAUAACACCAAAUCACAACAGAUCAAUCUUCAAUUGCUCUAUGAGAUUAUCUGAAUCGGGUAAAUUCAAGAUCAGUGUUAGUCUUCAAAAUGAUAGAUAUGCCGAUACUAUAAGUAUAAGUGCUCUAUCAACUGAAAAUGUUGAUAUUGUUGCGCCCGAAGCUGAUUAUUUGCCAAUAAUCAUUUCAUUAUUUUCAGGUGCAACCUUAAUAUCAUUGAUAAUAAUUUAUGUAAGGUUUAAAAAGCAACAGUCAAAAGAUCCAAUAAAAGAUUCAAAUACGAAUAUAAGAAAAUUUUCUGAUUCAAAAGAGAAGCAAGGAUCCGCUGAAGCUAUAAAUGCUGUAACGCGUGUUGAAGCACAAAUAAUAUCCUCUGCAAUGAAAACUACGAAAGACUCGAUGAUUCAAAAGGAACCAUCGAGUAAACUGGUUAAAUCUCGAAGUUCAAUUCCAUCUGUAUCGAAACAAUUGGAUGUAUCGAAAAGUCAAGUCUCCAACCCCAGUCUGAAGAGCACUAAAAAUCAAAAAUCAACUAAAAUUGAUGUAGAAAUUAUGAGAUCAAAAAGUUCGCCUGUUGUGAUGAAAAUUAAACGCAAAACGAAGAAGUUGAAGCCCAAAAUCAGUGUCUCAAAUAAACCUAAAUGAACUAGUUAAGUUUUAAAGUACAAUAUCAUUUUUAUUAAUAAUAACUUUAUUGGAACAAUUACAAUCGCUCCCCAGAUUGACCCUGGAAUUUUAAUUUUACAUAAAUUGAAGCAAUUACGAAUUCAUUGCAUAUUAAUGAUUAAUCAUCAAGCCCAGUGACUUUUUUGUGAUCAGCUGAAACAAUUUUCUUUGUAAACAUUUUGUGUAGCAUGACAUGUUAAAGGGAAGAAAAAUUUUUGUCGCUUAGAUUUCAUUAUUUACACAUAAAAUGCAUUAGGCUCGACACGAGAUCUGUUUUGUGGACAUCGAAUGGACUUAAAAUCAGAACAAAGUUGUUAAUAAAAAGAGACAGUACUUGCAUAUUGUAUUAAUACUUGCUAUUUGUGAAAAUUUCAAAGGUUACCAUCAAUUGACAUUUGCUUAUUGAUCUUGACUGAUUUGUGAUAAAACUACAUGUGCACCAAGUGUAAAGUACGAUCUCCGUACGAAUUAUCUCCGACAGAUCAGUUAAUUUCAGAUAAAAUCUUAGUGAUAUGAUUAGAUUUGAUAUGUUUUCAUUAUUGCUGGUAAGAUAGUGCGUGAAACAAUGGAAUUAUAAAUUAAAAUGAACAAUUCCGAUGAAUUUUGUAAUCGAAGUCUCACCUUUCUGAUUUUUUGAUGAAAGCUCGUGAUUUUUGGUGAUUUGGUUAAUUCAAAACAAAAUGACAUUUAAACUCAUUGUUGUUAGUGUUUAUCACAAUUUUAUUCAAUGUUUAAUCACAGACUAGUCCAUCAUAUAAAAGCAAAAGCUAGCGUCACUAAGAAUCAUUAGUUUAAUAAUUAAUUAUUGUUAACCCAACAACUACCAAUCAAAAUGAUCCGAGCUGCUAUAUUCAUUGCUUUAUUUGCAUUGGCCGCUUCUGCCAGCCUUUCCCUUGACUCCCAAUGGGAAUCAUUCAAGACUAAAUACGGCAAAUCUUAUGAUUCGGCUGAAGAAGAAACCUACAGACGAAAUGUUUUUGCCCAGAAACUGGAAAAGAUCAAGGCUCA
Molecule: messenger RNA, 3555 nt
Organism: Tetranychus urticae (two-spotted spider mite)
Lineage: Eukaryota; Metazoa; Arthropoda; Arachnida; Trombidiformes; Tetranychidae
Product: crustapain-like
Source: RefSeq, a predicted model, not a curated record